This is a messenger RNA of Impatiens glandulifera, 1684 nucleotides long. RefSeq names its product protein NUCLEAR FUSION DEFECTIVE 4-like. Gene Ontology annotation, cellular component: membrane. The coding region runs from base 25 to 1584 and encodes 519 amino acids. The record is from RefSeq and is a predicted model, not a curated record. Gene Ontology annotation, molecular function: transmembrane transporter activity. Lineage: Eukaryota; Viridiplantae; Streptophyta; Magnoliopsida; Ericales; Balsaminaceae. Gene Ontology annotation, biological process: transmembrane transport. The transcript is spliced from 2 exons.
UUCUCAUCAUAAUCAACAAGAACAAUGGAGAUGACGAUGAUGAACAACAGAUGGAUAACAACAGCAGCAAGUAUAUGGAUUCAAACAAGUUGCGGUCCAUCAUACGCAUUCGGAAUCUAUUCAUCUAUCCUUAAAUCCAGCCAAGGUUACGAUCAAUCUACUCUCGAUACCGUUUCCGUCUUCAAAGACAUCGGCGCAAACUGCGGCGUAAUCUCCGGUCUGAUUUAUGCCGCCAUCGUUGCACGAGGUCGUCGCGGCGGUAUUGUCGGUCCUUGGUCUGUACAUCUGGCAGGUGCGGCGCAGAUCUUGAUCGGAUACUUGUUAAUUUGGAUGACGGUGGUCGGAAUCAUUGACAGACCGCCGGUGAUGAUGAUGUGUUUGUUUAUGCUUGUCGCUGCUCAUGCUCAGACGUUCUUUAGUACUGCUAAUGUUGUAACUGCUGUCGCUAACUUUCCUCAAUAUAGUGGAACUAUUGUUGGAAUUAUGAAGGGAUUUGUAGGUCUAAGUGGAGCAGUCCUCAUACAAGCAUAUCAAGCAUUUUUGCCAGGAAAUCCAAGUGGUUUCAUAUUAAUGCUAGCUAUAUUGCCAACCAUUGUCUCAAUCUCUUUAAUGUUCUUGGUGAAAAUACAUCCAACAAGUAAUGGAAUUGAUAAGAAGUACUUGAAUUGGUUCUCAUACAUAGCUCUUCUUGUAGCUAUGUACCUUCUUGUACUAAUAAUCUUCCAAAACAUCUCGACUAUGUCAAAAUGGGCACACCUUCUUACAUUUUCACUUCUUCUUCUUAUGCUCACUUCACUCUUUCGAGUUGCAAACAAAGCCCAAAUCGCCGAGUCAACUAUGUUUCAAGAAGCUAAAUUGAACAUGACGAGUCAACUUAUAGAUGGGAACUCAUAUGAGAAUGAGAAUUUGUUGGUAUCUAAAGACAUAAACCUUGUACAAGCAAUGUGUACAUUGAAUUUUUGGUCUCUUUGUGUUGCCAUGUUGUGUGGAAUGGGUUCGGGGAUGGCUACAAUCAACAACAUAAGCCAAAUAGGAGAAUCACUCAAUUACAAAACAGAGGAGAUUAAUACAUUAGUUUCAUUAUGGAGCAUUUGGAACUUUUUGGGUCGAUUUGGAGCUGGGUAUAUAUCGGAUUUGUUUCUUCAUUCUCGAGGAUGGGCGAGGCCAAUGUUCAUGGCGGUUACUCUUGCAACAAUGUCGGUUGGCCAUUUGAUCAUUGCGUCGGGUUUUUCUGGAAAUUUGUAUGUUGGUUCGAUUUUGGUGGGUAUUUGUUAUGGUUCGCAAUGGUCACUUAUGCCUACAAUAACUUCAGAGUUGUUUGGGGUUUUAAAUAUGGGCACGAUUUUCAAUACUAUUUCGACGGCUAGUCCUGUUGGUUCUUCAAUUCUAUCGGUUCUAGUUGUUGGUAAGAUUUAUGAUAGGGAAGCGUCGGGUGAUGGGACUUGUUUUGGUACAAGAUGUUUCAUGUUGUCUUUUUUGGUGUUGGCAUUUGUUAGCUUUUUGGGAUUCUUAGUUGCUUUAACGUUGUUUUUUAGGACAAGAAGAUUUUAUGGAGAGUUAUGGUUGCGACAUUCUUCUAGAUGAUGUAGGGAAAUGAGAGUUUUAUUGUUGGUUGUGAAAUCUAAGUGUUUGAGUAAGACACCUUAUCAAUAAAAGAAUAAAGUAUUUGAUGAUUUUGGGUUCA